This is a messenger RNA of Micropterus salmoides (largemouth bass), 881 nucleotides long. RefSeq names its product transmembrane protein 81 (gene tmem81). Lineage: Eukaryota; Metazoa; Chordata; Actinopteri; Centrarchiformes; Centrarchidae. The record is from RefSeq and is a predicted model, not a curated record. The coding region runs from base 93 to 875 and encodes 260 amino acids. The transcript has 6 exons.
UCAGGCUCAGCAGAUGCAGCAAUUUGGGCUCAUCUGGACCUUUAAACACCAAAGCAGCAAGUGUCGUACAAGAUUUGCCAUCAAACAUCGAAAUGCAACAUGUGACUCUCAGGCAUCACCUCCUCCUCCUCCUCGUCCUCUGUCCUCUGACCUCAGUUGACCUGGAGGAUGCGGAUGAAGUGCCGGUGGAGGUCAUUGUUGACAGCUCCCCCUGCAGCGCCACCUGUGGGCUCGGUGUGAAAACUCAAACCCUGUGUUUACUGAAAGAUGGCAAGACAGCGAUGGAAGAAGAUGUGAAAAGGAAACAUGGAGCAGAGGUGUCGAAGAAGUGUCGUGUCCAUAAGGUGUCAUGUCGGGAGUCGCUGCAGUGUGGACUCAGGACUAUGACUGUGACUUCAGGACAGAGAGUUGAGAUCGACUGUCUGGAAGAAGUCAUGGAGGCGAUGGGGAGGUUCUCCUGGAGAGUGUCCUGGCGUUACGCUCGAGGAAUAAUCAGCUCUGAUGACUCUCUCUUUACUCGCUGGGAUGCUCCUCUGCUGGACCGAGUGGUUCUGGACCCCGUCAGGGAGGAGGACGCAGGUACUUACCGCUGUGUUGUGCAGGAUGCCACCUUCCGCAGGGUGAAGAGUGUUUACUGGGGGAUCCGGGUUUUACCCAUUGGGAUUCUCAAUCUGGACUACGAAAGCUCUCUGGCCCAGUGGGACGCUACUGAAAACCAACAGAGCCAGACUGUAUCUGACCAGCAAGACCACAGGAUGAAUCUUCUUUACAGAAUGUUGAUCAGUUUGAGCCUCGCGGUCUUCGGGUUUGGACUGGUGAUGCUGGGCCUCUGCUGGACAGUGAAGAGGAGAGAGCUGAGGCAUCUUGACAAAUGAGGCUGU